UUCCGGGUUGCUGGACGUGAACUCCGAAAGAGACAGAACUCACCGGCAGGGGUCGAAGUCCGGGUCCGGGUCCGGGUCCGGGACGCCUCUGUAACGAUUCCUCCGCAAAGUAACGACGGGAGCGCGCGGACUCGUGACUCAGAGCCUCGUGCUGGACCACGUGAGGACAGCACGAGAGGAAAACAAAACACUGCCAAAGUGACAAAGUCCUGGACGGGGUCUCUCUGGUCAUGCGGGUCUCCCGGGUCUCGGACCGGCUCCUGCUCUGUGAUCUGGACUCGGCCCUCAGCGUCUCCGUGCUGACCAGCAGGAACGUGACUCUGAUCGUGAACGCCAGCGGUCUGGAGGACAUCAGCUACCCGCCGCUGGACGGGCUGCAAGUCCUCCACGUCCCCGUCCAAGACCGGCCCCACGCCCCCCUCGGCCAGUACUUCGACCCGGUGGCUGAAAGAAUCCACCAGAACCAAAGCGGGGCCACGCUGGUCCACUGCACUGCGGGCCGCAGCCGCUCGCCGGCGCUGGUCAUGGCCUACCUGAUGAGGUUCCAGGGCCGCAGUCUCCGUCAGGCCCACGAACUGGUUCUGGCUCAGCGGCCCUUCGUCCGGCCGAACGCCGGCUUCUGGAGGCAGCUGCAGGACUACGAGCGCCGCCUGUUUGGCAGAAGCUCCGUCAGGAUGUCGACCACGUCCGCCGGAGUCCUGCCCGAAGCCCUGCAGGACCCGGACCAGAGCGCCGAGGACUCAGCCCGCCCCGCUGCAUACUGCAUCAACAUCUGA
Molecule: messenger RNA, 776 nt
Organism: Salarias fasciatus (jewelled blenny)
Lineage: Eukaryota; Metazoa; Chordata; Actinopteri; Blenniiformes; Blenniidae
Product: dual specificity protein phosphatase 14
Exons: 4
Coding region: 231-776 (181 amino acids)
Biological process (GO): protein dephosphorylation
Cellular component (GO): cytoplasm
Source: RefSeq, a predicted model, not a curated record